Molecule: messenger RNA, 4038 nt
Organism: Charadrius vociferus (killdeer)
Lineage: Eukaryota; Metazoa; Chordata; Aves; Charadriiformes; Charadriidae
Gene: AP3B2
Product: adaptor-related protein complex 3, beta 2 subunit
Exons: 33
Coding region: 1-4038 (1345 amino acids)
Biological process (GO): intracellular protein transport; vesicle-mediated transport; anterograde synaptic vesicle transport
Cellular component (GO): membrane coat
Source: RefSeq, a predicted model, not a curated record
AUGUCGAGCAGUACAAGCAAUUGUCGGAGGAAGAAAGAGAUGCUCAGCUUUCUGCUGUUCAAGACUCUUCCUGGGUUUAAGGAUGUCUUCAGCAAAGUGUCAGAGAGCACAAUCCAGACCGGGGACAUCUUGUUGUUCCCCAUAGAAACCUGCUCUAGCGGAUCGAUCUGGAGCUUCAAACAUGCGGCCGUCUACUGCAACGAAGGAGAGGUCAUACACCUCCAGAAAAUAAGAUCUAGUGGGAACAGAACUUGGAUCAUCAAGGAAGGCUAUAAAGCCAUGAAAAAGGACAGGGGGAAAUGCGAGAUUUAUCGGAAAAAAGAUGGGAUCGACCUCAAUGACUUCUAUAGUAAAGUCAGGGAGGCGAUGAACAGUGAAGCCAAGUAUGACAUCACCAAAAACAACUGCAUCCACUUCGCCCUCUUCCUCCUGGGCUUGGUGGACUUCUACAUGCAACUGGUGGAAGUUGACAAUGAAGGUGGCAGUGAUAGGCCUGUGAGUAUCCCCAGCGUCAGCCCUCCCCGGCAGGGCUGUGGGGUGGCUGGGAGGACCGUGGUGUCUCAGCGGGAUCUCGUUAGGCUUUUCCGCUUCCGACCCUCCAACGGGACACAUAACAAAGUGAGGGUGCUGCCCUUGGGUGCCAUAGCAACAAGGAGCGCCUCGUUCACUCACGCAGGCUUCCUGGCGUUUUUGCCCGAUUUCUUCUUGGUUGGGCGGCGGCGGGGGCUCGGGGUGGGGCCGGCUGGCCAGCCAAAAACACCAGCGGAUGGUGAUGCGGCCGAGGAGGUGACGAGCCCGGUGCUGGCCACCGAGGCUGGACAGCCCGCCUGCUACAGCGCCCUGCGAGCUGACGAGCUGCGGCCACUCGCUGGCCCUGAGCCUGCAGUGGCCACCAGCACUGUGCCACCACCACGGCACGAUGACCUCAAGGAGAUGCUCGAUAGCAACAAGGAUUCGCUCAAGCUGGAGGCCAUGAAGAGGAUCGUGGCGAUGAUCGCCCGGGGAAAAAAUGCCUCUGACCUCUUCCCAGCCGUGGUGAAAAAUGUCGCCUGCAAGAAUAUUGAGGUGAAGAAGCUGGUGUAUGUCUACCUGGUGCGCUACGCAGAGGAGCAGCAGGAUCUGGCCCUGCUCUCCAUCUCCACCUUCCAGCGAGGACUCAAGGACCCCAACCAGCUGAUCCGUGCCAGCGCCCUGCGGGUCCUCUCCAGCAUCCGUGUGCCCAUCAUUGUGCCCAUCAUGAUGUUGGCCAUCAAAGAGGCCGCCUCAGACAUGUCCCCGUAUGUGCGCAAGACGGCCGCCCACGCCAUCCCCAAGCUGUACAGCCUUGACUCGGACCAGAAGGACCAGCUCAUCGAAGUGAUUGAGAAGCUGCUGGCGGACAAGACCACGCUGGUGGCCGGCAGUGUGGUGAUGGCAUUCGAGGAGGUCUGCCCAGAGCGCAUUGACCUCAUUCACAAGAACUACCGCAAGCUCUGCAACCUGCUCAUCGAUGUGGAGGAGUGGGGGCAGGUGGUCAUCAUCAACAUGCUGACCCGCUACGCGCGCACCCAGUUCCUCAGCCCCAAUCAGAAUGAGUCCUUGUUGGAGGAGAGCGCCGAAAAGGCUUUCUACGGUUCUGAGGAGGAGGACACCAAGGACGCCAAGGCAGAGGCAGCCUCUCUGGCCAAGCGCAAGCCCUACGUCAUGGACCCCGACCACCGCUUGCUCCUGCGCAAUACCAAGCCCCUGCUGCAGAGCCGCAACGCCGCGGUGGUGAUGGCCGUGGCACAGCUCUACUUCCACCUGGCACCCAAGGCAGAGGUUGGUGUCAUCGCCAAGGCGCUGGUGCGGCUCCUGCGGAGUCACAGUGAGGUGCAGUAUGUCGUGCUGCAGAAUGUUGCCACUAUGUCCAUCAAACGGCGGGGGAUGUUUGAGCCCUACCUGAAGAGCUUCUACAUCCGCUCCACGGACCCCACGCAGAUCAAGAUCCUCAAGCUGGAGGUCCUCACCAACCUAGCCAACGAGACCAACAUCUCCACCAUCCUGAGGGAGUUCCAGACCUACAUCCGCAGCAUGGACAAGGACUUUGUGGCAGCCACCAUCCAAGCCAUCGGGCGCUGUGCCACCAACAUCGGGAAGGUACGGGACACCUGCCUCAACGGUCUAGUUCAGCUCCUCUCCAACCGGGAUGAGCUGGUGGUGGCUGAAUCUGUGGUGGUCAUCAAAAAGCUGCUGCAGAUGCAGCCAGCCCAGCACAGUGAGAUCAUCAAGCACAUGGCCAAGCUCACCGACAACAUCCAGGUGCCAAUGGCGCGGGCCAGCAUCUUGUGGCUCAUCGGCGAGUACUGCGAGCAUGUGCCCAAGAUUGCGCCCGACGUGCUGCGCAAGAUGGCCAAGUCCUUCACCAACGAGGAGGACAUCGUCAAGCUGCAGGUCAUCAACCUGGCGGCUAAGCUCUACCUGACCAACUCCAAGCAGAGCAAGCUGCUGACCCAGUACGUCCUCAACUUGGCCAAGUAUGACCAGAAUUAUGACAUCCGUGACCGGGCUCGCUUCAUCCGCCAGCUCAUCGUGCCCACUGAGAAGAGUGGGGCCCUCAACAAGUACGCCAAGAAGCUCUUCCUGGCCCAAAAACCUGCUCCUAUCUUGGAGUCCUCCUUCAAAGAUCGGGACCAUUUCCAGCUGGGCUCCCUGUCCCACCUCCUCAAUGCCAAGGCUGUGGGCUACCAGGAGCUGCCUGACUGGCCAGAUGAGGCCCCUGACCCCUCCGUGAGGAACGUGGAGGUUCCUGAAUGGACCAAGUGCACCAGCCGGGAGAAGAGGAAGGAGAAGGUGGAGAAACCUUUCUACUCUGACUCGGAGGGCGAGUCGGGGCCUACGGAGUCAGCAGACAGUGAGCCCGAGUCUGUCAGCGAGGAGAGCGGCAGCAGCAGCAGCAGCUCCAGCAGCUCCAGCUCUGGCAGCGAGGAGGAGGAGGAGGAGGAAGAAGAGGAGGAGGAAGGCAGUGGCGAGCAGUCAGAGGACAAGGAGGAGGAGGAGGAGAAGAGGACGAAGAGAAAGGAGAAGGAAGGCUCCCGGAAGGCAGCGGGCAGCCCCAGCGAGGAAGAAGAGGAGGAGGAGGGGGCAAAGAAGGCCAAGAAGAAAGCAUCGCAGGGGAGGAAGAGCCGCACCGAGACCUCGUCGGAGGAGGCCAGCGCCUCUGAGAGCAGCUCCUCAGGCUCCGACUCAGGCUCCGAGGCAGAGACCAAGCGGAGGAAGCCCCCCAGCAGCAGGGCCGGCCCCAAGGAGAUCUCACUGCUCGACCUGGAUGACUUCACACCCCCCCCUCCCCAGCCUGUCCCUUCCAGCAGCCAUCUGCUGAGCCCGGCGUUCGGCGCGGUGAGGACCUACGAGCUGCUCCACCGCAUGGCGGGCGAGGGGCUCUCGGUCGAGUACUGCUUUAGCCGCCGGCCCUUCCCAGGGGACCCCCACAUGGUGGCUGUCCAGAUCCAGAUCUCCAACAACACUGAUGCCGAGGUGAAGAGCCUACGGGUCAGCGAGCCCAAACCGCUCUCCGGCAUGCGGAUCCAGGAGUUCCCCGAGAUCGAGCGCCUGGCACCCGGGGACACAGCCAGUGUGGUGAUGGGCAUCGACUUCUGUGACUCCACCCAGGCGGCCAACUUCCAGCUGUGCACGCACACGCGCCACUUCUACGUCUCCAUCCAGCCGCCCGUGGGGGAGCUCAUGGCCCCCGUCUUCAUGAGCGAGAACGAAUUCAAGAAAGAGCAGGGGAAACUGACAGGCAUGAGCGAGAUCACGGAGAAGCUGACACUGCCCGAGAAAUGCCGGAGCGACCACGCCAUCGUCCAGCAAGUGACCUCAGCUGCCAACGUGGGCCGUGUGCCCUGCGGUGCCGACAACGAGUACAGGUUCGCAGCCAAGACGGUGACCAGCGGGAGCCUGGUGCUCAUCACCCUGGAACGAAGGGAGGGCGCCGCGGCCCAGCUGACCGUCAACAGCGAGAAGAUGGUUAUCGGCACCAUGCUGGUGAAGGAUAUCGUCCAGGCCCUGGCGCAGUGA